Messenger RNA from Brugia pahangi, 804 nucleotides. Lineage: Eukaryota; Metazoa; Nematoda; Chromadorea; Rhabditida; Onchocercidae. The record is from the annotation of a GenBank genome assembly.
AUGAAUCAGAGUGUUUCUCCCAAUGAAAGCUUAACGAUUGCAAGAGGAAGUGCGAGGACUGAUCGAGUAAAUCUAAUGCUACCUCACUCGGGUACUGCAGUUAUGUUUGUACAGAUGGAACUUUGUUCACGUACUCUAAAUGAUUAUUUUGCUGAACGAAAUGCCGAAAUCAGGCCGAAAAUAGAUCGACAGCUGAAUAGAAACAUUAUGAAGCAACUAAUGUCUGCCGUGACUCACUUACAUUCCAAAAAAAUUAUCCACCGAGAUAUCAAACCGAGCAAUAUUUUCCUUCGUAACGAGAGUUCUCCAAUUCCAUCUGUACUUUUGGGCGAUUUUGGACUAGCAUGCCUACAUCAAAGUAAAGUAGUUUACAGUGCUGCAGUUACUGAAAGUGAGACAACAACUACACACAGUUUAGGUGUUGGUACUUCCGUAUACGCAGCACCCGAACAACAGAAUUCUACUGUAUACGAUAGUGCAGUAGAUGUCUACAGUGCUGGAAUUGUGUUUUUUGAACUAUGUAUUCCAUUUGGUACACAAAUGGAGCGAUUAGAAGCUAUUGGGGAAUUGAAGAAAGGAAAACUAACCGAGGAAUUCAAUACUUCUUUUCCCGACAAGGCUAAUUUGAUUAAAGAAAUGUGUAAAGAAGAUUCACAGGAACGAAUUCAUGCUUUUGAAAUUACCUCUAAGCUUGGUAAAAUUGGAGAAAAUGUGGAAUCUCUUAAGAAUCGUAUCGAAGAACUUGAAAAAGAAAUUGUACGACUGAGGAACCUUUUACUCGAUAAUAAUAUUGCGGAAAUUUGA